Molecule: messenger RNA, 2218 nt
Organism: Monomorium pharaonis (pharaoh ant)
Lineage: Eukaryota; Metazoa; Arthropoda; Insecta; Hymenoptera; Formicidae
Exons: 5
Coding region: 506-2140 (544 amino acids)
Source: RefSeq, a predicted model, not a curated record
CAUAUAUAGGAUAUAAUAUAUAUUUUAUUAUAAAUAUAUGUAUCUAAAAAUAUACGUGCAUAAUGGUAUGCACAUAUGUAUUAUCAAUGUCAGAUAUAAUACGCUCAACAUUUUUUCUUAAAAAGACGAAUAUAGGAACGUAUAAAGUGUAUAUGCAUAAUAUCAGCGAUGCCAGAUUGGAAAUCUGAAAAUGGACAUUGGUGAUAAACUGUAUGCGAGUCACAGAGAGACCUUCUGACCUAAAUUGAUCGAGAUAUAAUGGACAGCGUGAGAGGGACAGAUCCCGCCGUUAUCGUUAUUAAUGGCAGUCGCGUUAAAAUCCAGGAUGCGAAUGAUGUUUUAUGCUAAGUACCCGAUCGUUAGCCAAAUCACGAAACGCAGUACCUAUUAAACUAGCCUGGUGGUCGAUGUUCGGCGAUGUUUGUUCGCCGGGUGGAACAAUGACCACUGGGGGAUCCGGUUUCGGUGAAGGUGUGCGCUUUAAAAGCGCUUUAAAAGCCCACCCAUGACUUCGACGAUCGUCAGUCGCAUCCCGCUAUUCAAUAUGUCUCGAUCAUGUCAUGAUCCGCAAUAUAAAAUGUGGUUGACGCAGGUGAUAUCAAAAAUAUACUGGCUUCUCUUUAUCAGCUCGAUGUCUCUGGAGAACUACGUGGACGGAUUCGAGUCUCAGGAUUCGGUCUUUGUGAAUUUCCGUCAUAGAUACAACGUCUCGAGGGUGGCGAUACUUCAUGACAACGGUUAUUUGCCUCCAGCUUCGAUUCCGGAUUUCUCUCUGCCGGAAGUGAUCGAUAACAGAGCACGGAACGUGGCGGUCGCGGUGACAGACGAGGCCAGAAACUAUCCUCAUGCAUUGUAUCAGCUCCCCGGACGGGAUUCCUUGCGAGUCCUUACGCGUAAGGGUCCGCACGACAGAAGAUAUCCGGGGAGCGACGGGUCGCAAAUGCCUCAGCAUCAUCGUCGACCCACUUUCCCGCAUGGCAAACAUUCACAACAGACCACAAUGCAGCCUCCUCCUUUACCCUCUCCUCUUCCUUUCGACGAAACACCAUCGUCGUCCUUUGCAAAUCGUGUCAGCGUAGAGGAGAUGUCCUGUCAAAACACGGGAGGCGAAUUGUUCUUCAGAGCAUCCAUCAAGACACCGAGAAACUCGGCUCCGCCGGUGAUAGACAACGCGGCGAGCAUUGAUGAUUGUCGAGCGACAGCGGUCAUGGACUCUUAUCGCAUUAGUUUUGAGAAGGAUCAGGUCUGGAAUUGCGGGGUUGUCGAUUGUUCCACAACGGACGGCAACCAAUCGUAUUGCCUCGAUCUGAGAUUCCCCAUGAUCUUCGGUCUACGACUGAGGGACGAUCACAGAGUGACGUUGCGAUGUAAGACCCAGGAUAGGAUUGCCUAUCACACGAGGCGAAUCAGCGUGAAAACUUUGGAAGCGAAAGCGAGGAACGUUCCGGGCGUGUUGAACGGCGGCGCCGAGAACCCCCUGAACGUGAACGUGGGAUUGUACAGGAAGACUUACGGCUCGAAAAACAUUUUCGACUCGAGGAUACAAUCGGGCGGCACGGUCGUUCUCGGCGAGGAGAUUCUGCUGCGCGUGUUAGUCAACGGCGACGACAGUAAGCGCAUUAGUUGGCGACACUCAAAGAUCGGUCAAGUGACAGUGCAUUACGUGGAGGAGCGCCAGCGGCAGAAAAUUGUUAACAGUCUAUGGAUCCUCGACAAGGAUGGCUGUUUGAAUCCGGACGUGCACGAGAUCUGCCCUCGGGAGCAAUACGCGGUGUCACCGUUGGAGAACUACCUGAUCCUCCAAGCGUUCAUGUUCGACGGUAUGAAAGAGAGCGACGAGAUUUUCUUCACGGUAAAGGCUAUGGCGUGUCUGGAACCUGCGGACUGUGUCCUGGAUUGUCCCGGCGGUCACGUCAGGCGCGCGAGAAGCAUCCCGGAUCGAAAUAAUACCAUCGAGUGGCAGGAUGACAUAGUCCUGCGAGUGGUUCUUCCAAAAUACGUACUACGUACCUCGCAGAAUUACUAUUUGGCGAUUUUGAUAUCGGCGAUCGGAUUAUUCGCGCUAAUCGCGUCGCUGUGGAUCAUCAAAACCUUGUUUCACCGGAGAACAGCGAAAUCCCGAAUAAUUUUAAAUUCUUAAUUUACUUAUGCUCAUACGCUUGUAUAUAAGAGUUCAAACUGUAAAUAGCUGUAUAUUGAAUAAACAAGUUAUUUUAUG